AUGGCGGCGCGGUGGAGCAGCGAAAAUGUGGUUUUGGAGUUUCGGGACGCGCAGGCCACCACCAUGUCCGUGGACUGCCUGGGCUCGCACGCUGUGCUUUCCGGGCGGCGUUACCUCUACGUGGUCAAUUUGGAGGCGUCGUCAGAGCUGGCCGGGAAGAUGUCUCGCCAGAGCAAAUGGGACGUGGGCACAGUCCAGUGGAACCCUCAUCGCUCGCAGGCGCACGUCUUUGCCGCGUCGAGCAACCAACGCGUGGACUUGUACUCGUGGAAGGACGGGGGAGGAGGCGUCCGCACGUCGCUGCAAGGACACACGCGUGUAAUCAGUGAUCUGGACUGGUCGUGCUUUGAAGCCGACUUCCUGGUCAGCAGCUCGGUGGACACCUUCAUCUACAUCUGGGACGUCAGAGACGCCCGCAAACCCGCCGUGGCACUGUCUGCUGUCGCUGGUGCGUCGCAGGUGAAAUGGAACCGCGGGAACGCCAACGUGCUGGCGUCCAGUCACGACGGAGACGUGCGCAUCUGGGACAGGCGGAAAGGCGACACAGCCUGCGAGUACCUGGCGGCGCACCUGUCCAAAAUCCACGGGCUGGACUGGCACCCGGAGCACGAAUUCAUGCUGGCCACCAGCAGCCAAGACAACUCUGUCAGGUUUUGGGACUACCGCCAGCCCAGGAAGUACCUGGACAUUCUCUCCUGUCAAGUUCCUGUCUGGAAAGCCAGAUACACGCCCUUCUCCAACGGGCUGGUGACUGUGAUGGUUCCACAGCUGCGCCGUGAGAACAGUCUUCUUCUGUGGUCCACACUGGACCUCAACAGUCCGGUCCACGCCUUCGUGGGGCACGACGACGUCGUCCUGGAGUUCCAGUGGAGGCCGCAGAAAGAAGGUUAUAAAGACUUCCAGCUGGUCACGUGGUCCCGAGAUCAGACCUUGAGGAUCUGGAGACUAGACCCGCAGCUUCAGAAGCUGUGCGUCGGCGACUUGACUGGCGACCCGACGGACGCCACGUCUCUCAACGUCGAGACGGACAAGUCGCCGGUGUCCGAAGGCCCGCGCGGCAGAAUUCCUUUAGUGCAACAUCCGGACGGGGUGGGACAUCAGGAUGCCGUCUCAAAUCGGGGCGGCGCUCAGGACUCAGCGUCUUCGGGUCUGGCUCAGACGCUCCAGCAAGAAUUUUCUUUGGUCAACCUGCAGAUUAGGAACGUCAACGUAGAGAUGGACGCCGUGAACUGCAGCUGCGUGGUGUCGGCGCACUUCGGGAGUCACCAGGUCCGACUGCUCAUCAAGUUCCCGGGACAGUACCCCAACAACUGCGCGCCCGCCUUUCAGUUCGUCCCGCCCACCAGCAUCUCCGCCGCUAUGAAGACGAAGAUCCACAAAAUCCUGACGGACGUGUCCCUGCAAAAGGUGAAACGGAACCAGAACUGUCUAGAACCUUGCGUCCGGAAGUUGGUGUCCUGUCUGGAGUCCCACGCGGAGGACAGUCCGUCCUCAGGACCCUUCGUCUUGUCCAAUCCGGUGGCGCCAACGUUGCAGGCCUUCCCGCGAGUCACUAACACCUAUGGAUCCUACCAGGACGCCAACAUCCCAUUCCCGCGCACGUCGGGGGCUCGCUUCUGCGGCACGGGCUGCCUGGUUUACUUCACCCGACCCAUCGGCAUGCACCGCGCAGUUCCCGCCGCCGAGCCCACGCCCAGGUCGUUGUCGGCGCUGUCAGCCUACCACAGCGGCGUCCUGACGCCCAUGAAGAUUCGCUCGGAGUCUCAGAACACGCUCAGACUGUACGGCGGCAGCCCAACUCGAGCGGACAAAGACACUGUCUCCAUUUCGUCCUUCUACUACAAAGAGCGGAAAUCUCGGCGUUACAAGACCAAACGUGACGGCGCAGACUGCGGCGUCCGCUCCAUUAAGUUGGCGGGAAAGGUCAUCAUCCAGGAAAUCUCCUGUCUGCUGCCCAUCCACAAAGUUCUGGGAGAAAAUUACAUCUUGAACAUGCGUGACACCGAGGACACGUGUCAGAAGAACGCCGCCGCCGCCCUUGCCGCUGGACGCAGGGACGUGGCCAAGGUGUGGGCUCUAGCCUCGGCAGCCACCGCUCAGGAGCUGAAUCCCGACCCGGACCCGGAUGCAGAUACCCCCUGGGCCAGUCAUCCUUUUGGACGCCACCUACUGGAGACACUCGUGGACCACUACAGUCACAUGAGCGACGUGCAGACGCUUGCUAUGAUGUGCAGCGUUUUCAGCGGCUCCGACGCCGACCCACCGCCACCGUCGUCCCGCCAAGCUGCUCUCCCUCCCUACACUCGCUAUUCCGGCUCCAGCGAAUCGACGGCGUCCGGGAGCCGAGACCCUGUUGAACCCCGCGGCGAGUCCCCCGACGGUGCACGGCACGGUAACCGGGGACAGCACGGCGAUCCCCGGGAGCGCGAGCGGCACGACCUCAACAAAAGACUUUUGGACCCGGCCAACGCGCCGCAGUUUGACGACUUCAAGAAAUGUUACGCGGAAAUUCUCUACCGCUGGGACCUCCGAGACAAACGGGCCGACGUGCUGAAGUUCGCCUCCUGUUCUCCCGAGACGCACCGAGGCGUCGAGCUGUGCGUGUUGUGCUGCCACUGCGGCAGUCCCAGUCGCGGCACUCAGUGCGCGGCGUGCAAGCGUCUGAGCUUCCAGUGCGCCGUUUGUCACGUGGCCGUUCGAGGCUCCUCCCACUUCUGCCUGAGCUGCGGCCACGGCGGUCACACGGGUCACAUGAUGGACUGGUUCCGGAAGCGCGACCAGUGCCCGGCGGGCUGUGGGUGCCGCUGCCUGCGGCAGAGCAACUUUUGA
Molecule: messenger RNA, 2829 nt
Organism: Nerophis lumbriciformis (worm pipefish)
Lineage: Eukaryota; Metazoa; Chordata; Actinopteri; Syngnathiformes; Syngnathidae
Source: RefSeq, a predicted model, not a curated record